This is a messenger RNA of Cryptomeria japonica (Japanese cedar), 4754 nucleotides long. RefSeq lists its product as uncharacterized. Gene Ontology annotation, biological process: endoplasmic reticulum to Golgi vesicle-mediated transport; protein localization to phagophore assembly site. Gene Ontology annotation, cellular component: phagophore assembly site; cytoplasmic vesicle; TRAPPIII protein complex. Bases 418 to 4584 code for a protein of 1388 amino acids. Lineage: Eukaryota; Viridiplantae; Streptophyta; Pinopsida; Cupressales; Cupressaceae. The transcript has 30 exons. The record is from RefSeq and is a predicted model, not a curated record. Gene Ontology annotation, molecular function: protein binding.
AGUUGAGCAAUUGCCACACUUAAUAUCCAAAUUUGCAAUUUACUCUUCACGGGACUUAAAGUUACUUCCGUCAGCUAAAUUCAACAGGUAUAUGCGUGGUUGAAUACGAAGAAACACAGGGAGAUAAAAUUGAAGAAAAUUAACAGAGCAGAUCUGUGUUGAAGCUAAAGAGAACGGGCGGUUUUGCUGUCCAAUCGGCGCGUUGUACGACAUAGGAUUUGAUGAUGUUGAAGAUUUUGCCCGUUCUGCUCAAGUGCAUUGCUUACUAUUUCUGCGGUGCAAUUUUUUUGCAUAAUGUUGAUUAGUUGAAAUUUAAGCUGUUGGUGGACCAGCAACCAUCAAAAUUUAGCAGAUUGUUAAAAUUCGUGAAUGACAUAAGUUGAAAUUGAGUGGUUGGAGGGUAUUUGUUCAGUGAAGAUGGACACAGGUGGGUCACUGUUAUCGCAAAUGUUGCUUGAGACAAUGACACCAGUUGUGAUGGUGCUUCCAACACCCUUAGCAGAAAAAGCCUUCCGAAAGAACAAUUUGAAUUUAGUUCAAAUUUUGCACCCAUUCUGUAUCUGUGAUAAAAUUGAUGUUCCAGUACGUACUGCAAGUGAUCAACCUUACAGAUUGCAGAAGUUUAAGUUACGGUUGUUUUAUGCUUCCGAAAUUUGCCAGCCACCUGUUCAGUCUGCAGAAGACCAUCUAACACAAGUUGUGGAAAAUGCAAGUGACAAAGCUUUUGCUGAGAUACAAGAAAAUCCCCAAGAACUUGAAGUUGUUCGGAAAAUGGCAGAUUCAGAGUCUCUCUCAUCAUGGCUUCAGGUAUACAACAAGGAAUUUAUUCACACACUCUCAUUUUCAGAGCACGAAGCAUUUGAUCACCCUGUUGCAUGUCUUCUGCUUGUAUCUUCGAAGGACGAAAAUCCUGUUAAUAAAUUUGUAGACCUCUUCAAUACAAAUCAGCUUCCAUCUCUUUUAAAUGAAGGUGCAAUGGAUCCAAAGAUAUUGAAGCAUUAUGUGUUAAUACACGACAAUCAGGAUGCGCCAGCAGACAAGGCAAAUGAAAUUUUACAGGAAAUGAAGGCAACUUUUGGACCAAAUGAUUGCAAGCUUCUCACUAUUAAUUCUUUGCAAAUGGAUGAAGACCACUUGCCAGAAGAUAUCUGGUCGCCUUUUAUUUCUCCAUCUUUGGUAAGAAACUCCAUGUCAGAUAAUAUUCUAGGCCAUUUUCUUAACAAAAAAGACUUGGAAGAGAUGAAUGAAUUCAUGCAAGAACUAUCUGUAAAACAUAUUAUCCCAUACAUGGAGCAGAAAAUACGUUCCUUAAAUCAACAGGUUUUGGCAACAAGAAGGGGAUUGAAGAAUCAGAUUAAAAAUCUCUGGUGGCGUAAGGGGAAAGAUGAUACCUCUGAUGUCUCAAAUGGCCCGUUGUACACAUUCAGCUCAAUAGAGUCUCAGAUUAGAGUAUUGGGAGACUAUGCCUUCAUGCUGCAUGAUUAUGAGCUUGCAUUGGCAAAUUAUCGAUUGCUAUCCAGUGAUUACAAAAUUGAUAAGGCUUGGAAGCGUUAUGCUGGUGUCCAGGAGAUGAUUGGUUUUUCACUAUUUAUGCUGGACCAAUCCAGAAAAGAGGCCGAGUAUUCUAUGGAAACCGCUUUUGCUGCCUAUCAGAAAACAGGCAUCCCGGGACAGAGAUAUGCCACAAGAUGUGCUCUUUGGUGGGCAGAAAUGCAUAAGGCAAGGGGACAGUUCAAGGAUGCUGCAAAUAUAUAUUUACGUACAUCAAGUGAGGAACCAAAUUUGCGUGCAGGUGUAUUGCUAGAGCAGGCAGCCUAUUGCUUUCUGCGUGCAAAACCAUCCAUGCUGAGGAAAUUUGGAUUCCAUCUGGUGCUUGCUGGAAAUCGGUACAAUAUAUGUGGCCAGAGAAAGCAUGCUGUUCGGGCAUAUAUGAGUGUUAUUUCUGUGUUUGACGGCAAUGGAUGGAAAUAUAUUGGAGACCAUGUUCAUUUCAAUCUUGGAAGGUGGUAUGCCAUUCUGGGUAAAGCUGACCUGGCAAUUGAGCAUUUCAUGAGUUUACUUCCAUGUAGUCAUCAACCAACAGUAACACAAGAAACAUUUCUGAAGGACUUCCUUCAAAUCUUUCAGAGCCUGGGUAAGAGGGAUGAAAUGCUUAAACUGGACUUGCCUAUUAUCAAUAUGCAAUCACUGCAAGUACAUUUUCAGGAUCAUCGCACAUAUGCCUCUCCUGAAGCUGCUGUCUUACCAGAAAAAAUCUGGCAAACUUUGGAGGAAGGACUUGUUCCAUCAAUGCCUUCAGCAAUGACCAACUGGCUGGAAUCUGCUACCAAGUCUUCUUCAAUAUCUGGAAAAGGAAAAGAUAGGAAUGUCUGUAUUGCAGGAGAAAUGAUAGAUGUGGAGCUUGAAUUCAAGAAUCCUCUUGAGAUCCCCCUCAAUAUUUCUUCUGUUUCCCUCAUAUGUAACUAUGUUCCUGAAACAAUGACAAACAGAGUUGAUUGUGAUGAUGUUAUGCAUGAAAGUGAAGACAUAUCUGAACAUGCCCUGGCUAAUCAAGAAGCAAGAAGUAUCACAGCAAAUGAGAACACAAUUGAUCGUGAUACAUGCUCACUGAUUUUAUCUGAGGAGGCAUUUACUCUCAAAGGAGGCCAAUCUAUGGUGGUUCAUUUGAAAGCCACUCCAAAAAAGGAAGGUUUCCUCGACAUAGUUGGUGUGAAGUGGUUGUUGUCAGGUACUGUAAUGGUGCGAUGUGAUUUUGUGUCCGAGAUACCGAUGAAGAAGAGGACGAAAGGCAGGAUUAAGGAUUCUAUGGAGCAUCCACAUAAAUGUUUAAAUUUUUCUGUACUACAGCCUUUGCCUAGGCUUGAGGGUACAAUACAUCAAAUGCCAACCAGAACCAGUGUUGGAGAACUUAGACGUUUAGUAUUGGAGCUAUCAAAUCGAUCAGCCACAACAAUAAAGGAUACAAAAUUGAAGAUUAACCAUCCACGUUUUCUCAUUGUUGGAAAUCUGGAAGAUCUUGAUGCUGAAUUUCCUUUUUGUCUAGAAACCCAACAAAAUGAUAAAAUUGAUGCAAUACGUGGCAAUGGAAAUGAUUCAGACAUCAUGACCAAUUCUAGCAACUUCAUUUUCACUUUUCCAAAGGAUUUCAAAAUUGAAGGGGGAUCCACAAUCUUAUGGCCUCUUUGGUUACAUACUGGCGAGGCAGGCAAUGUAUCUUUGAACAUAUCAAUCUACUAUGAAACAGAAAAAGCAUUGGAACAAAUGACUUAUCGCACACUGCGAAUGCAUUAUGAUGUACAGGUUGUUCCAUCAUUGGAUUUAUCUGUGCACAUCAUUCCCUGCCCUUCAAAGCUGCAGGAAUUCCUUUUACGGCUUGAUAUUCUUAACCAAAAUAAUUCUGAGAGCUUUUGGCUUCGUCAAAUAUCUUCUGUUGGAAUGCAGUGGAAACUUGCCUCUUUACAGCCAUCUUCAUUUGAUAUAAAUGCAUGUGAUAACAAUUCUGAAUUAAGUGCACCGAACACUGCUUACCUGUCGGCAUCUGUUUGCCCCUCACAACUUUUACCUCCAGGCCAGGCGCUGUCUCUUUUCUUCAAGCUUAUGGAUUCCAGUAAAUCCUUAGCUCCCCAAGCUUCAGGUUCUAUGAACUUCCAGCAAUUUAGCAGUGAUGUAAGACUUGGUCCUCCUAGCAGCAGUGAACCAUUGAUUGAUAUUGCUUCUGGACCUCUUUCAAAAUUCCAUCGUGAAGAAAGAAUAGCUCAAAAGAAGCUAAGGCAGGAUUCCAGUUAUUCUGAUACACCAGAAGUCCAGGUUCAAGAAUAUGGAGUUGUUGACUUAAUUCUAACUGCAGAGCAGCAAGACGAAGCUGGUAGUUUCAGAUUAGACAAUAUGUCAGAUAUCCAGCGUAUCACUUCUCAUCAUAUCUGUAAUUGCAGUGUCGCAAGUCAUUGCCCAAUUUGGUGGAUAAUGGAGGGUCCCAAGAGUGUCCUCCACGACUUCUCUUCAGUUACAUUCUGUGAGAUAAAAUUUUAUUUGAGUAUCAGGAAUUGUUCAAAUGAGAGUAUUUCGAUUAAAAUUGAAACUUCUGACAACAGACCAAAAUUAAGCCAGGCAAGUGAAUCAGUUCAAGCUUCAGCUAUGCAAACUCAAAGUGGUUGGCAUGAUGUAUCUUUAGAAACUGAUGGCAUGGGAAAAGCCAUCUCAGAUCCAGUACAAGGCCCUUCUAUCAUAUCAUCAAAUGAACUCUCUGAGUUCCAGACGCUUGUUCCUUGCUGUCCAUUCAUGUGGUGCUCAUUAAGUUCUACAAAUAUCAAAGAACUAGGGUCAUGGUUGUCGGUUACUGUUCCCCUAUCAAUAUCUGUGUUUGCCCCAGGAAUUUAUGAUCUAUCAAAUUACAGGCUAAUAUGGAAAUUACAUCCAGACAUUAAUGGUCUUUCUACAAAACUUGGAGCUGGAUCUAUGCUUUCUGCAAAUAGAUUUGAUAGCUUUCAUCAUCCAUUACCAAAUAUACAGAAUGAGAUGGAAACAGCAUCUUCUGGAGUAGCAAUGGGACAUCCUUUUCUUUUGACUGUAUUGCAAUCAUCCUAAUUGCAGGUUAUGUGAUUGUGCAAGGCCAAUCUAUUGGAUUUACUUGUGCAGCACAGAGAAAGUGAUUUCAGUUGUCUAUUUUCAUUCUGAACUUGUUCUUUGUAAUCUAUGCCCAUCAAUUUUUGCAAAUAUUUAAUUCUGAGAUUUAAGUCCAUUAUUUAAAUUUUUAA